Molecule: messenger RNA, 1168 nt
Organism: Phyllotreta striolata
Lineage: Eukaryota; Metazoa; Arthropoda; Insecta; Coleoptera; Chrysomelidae
Source: the annotation of a GenBank genome assembly
GACAUGUUUGUCAACAUUUAAUUAUUCUACAUGGUUGUUAUUGAAGAGUGCAAAGUUUAUCAUAAAAUUUAACAUUCAAUUAACUGUAAUAUAUUAUUCGCAGCUAUGUCUGUAGUUUCGAAAGUGAGAGGGUUUUUUUAUAGACACAAGAAUAAGUUUGUCGUUGGGGGAGCGUUAAUAUCUGGAACAAUUUUGUUGUCGAAGUAUGCCCAACACAGGCUAAAAGAAUGGAAGGAAAGGGAAACUAUAGAAUUUUUCGAUAGGAACCGCAAGCAAAAUCACUUUGAUAGUAUAGUGAAAACUAGCAAUCAAACUUUUUCUAAUUUUUCAAUAGCAUUGCAAGAUUUGAUAUCUGAAAUAAUCAAUGCAGAUGAUAUAAUAAACCAAUUGACCAAAAAUCCAGAAAACAAAAUCGAAUUGUGGAACAAUUUGAAAGUGCUAGUUUUCACGAAAGUGGGAUGCUUAAUUUAUUCUACUGCAAUGCUAGCCAUUUUUGUAAAAAUACAAUUGAUGAUUAUCGGUGGUUAUUUGUAUAAAGAUCCAAACAGUGUACCUACAGAAGUUCAAGAGAAAUAUUUAUCAUUGUGCCAAAAUUUUCUCAAUUUUGGAGUAAAGAAGUUAGCUAAUAUUAUAGAAAACGAGGUUUUCAAGUAUGUAGGUAUAUUAGACCUGACAAAGCAAUUAAAACUGAGUGAUAUAGAAAGUAUUUAUUGGUCAGUGCAAGUAUCACUAGCAUCAAAUAAAGAUGGACCAAUUGAGCAAUUAAGAAAGUACAUACUUACCGACGAUGACCUGCCGAAUUCCAGUGACAUUUACGACAGUAUGAUCAACGAUACAGCUGAUUUCCUAGACAGCGAUGAAGUUAAAUCAUUAGCAACUCAUUGCAUCAACCAAGGUUUCAAUUUGCUAAGUGAUCAACUAGCAGAGUUUUAUACUAAAGAUAACGUCACGUCUACCAGUGAUACAAAUGACCCAUUCACAAAUCCCUUCGAUCUAACAAAACCCCUAGCUAAAUUACUACCUUUAAUGAAUCGUUCAAUGGGGAAACAGUCUUUUCCCCAACUGUUUGUUCAACAAUUAAUGUCAAAUAAUAAACUUCAAAUAUUGAGCGCGAACGUUUAUGAAAGUUUGUUAUAAUUUUUAGGAAUUAAAGUUUGUGUUUUACUUU